This is a messenger RNA of Mytilinidion resinicola, 399 nucleotides long. RefSeq lists its product as uncharacterized. The record is from RefSeq and is a predicted model, not a curated record. The transcript is spliced from 2 exons. The coding region runs from base 1 to 399 and encodes 132 amino acids. Lineage: Eukaryota; Fungi; Ascomycota; Dothideomycetes; Mytilinidiales; Mytilinidiaceae.
AUGUCUGCUCUCACUGACGAUCGAAUCAUCUCGCUCUGUCACGAUCCGACAACCACGAUUCUCUCAGCGCCGCAGUGCUUAAACAAGGUGGUGCGCAUUACAGACAGCCUGGCCCGGCGCCUCGACGCAGACAUAGUCAAUGUGCCGACAGCUUAUCAGUUUGUGCAGAAAGAGGAGAUUGGGUAUAUCGUGAUGGACUACGUUGAUGGCGAUACGCUUGACCUGGUGAGCGCAAAAAAUAUGGCUGAGGAGCUGGGCAAGGUCUUAAAUUAUAUCCAUCAACAGGGAGCGACGAAGCCGGGAUCACUUGGAGGCGGGCUAGUAUCUGGUGUGCUCUGGCCUGAACAUGAGGAGGUGGAGUUUUCGGAGACUAAUGACCUCCAACUUUGGCUCAAUUAA